GAGGAGGAGAAGGAGGAAGAUGGAGGGAAGGAGCCAACACGCGUAUCACGAUGCACAAUGGAGCAUUAGCCAGAAGUAGCGGCGCGGACGGUGUCUCUCGCGGACGGUGUCUCGAAAAAUCCACGAGAUACUUUCCGAUCUUGUCACCAAAUCGAAAUUACAAAGAAAAAUAUUAUCGAACAACGUUAUCCACUGUUUUCGUCGUCUUUCGUCGUCUUUCGCAGUUUCUUAUAUUGUUCGGAGGACGAUUAAAAUACGACACAUCCAAGAGUUCCUUCGAACAGUUUUCAACCGUUUCGUUGCGCGAUAUAAUCCGUGCGAAAGAGCUCUUUGGUGGAUAAAACGAAAACGACCACUUGGAAAAACGUGACCCUUUCCACAUUAUUAUAACUGCAUUAUCUCUUUAACAGUUAUAAUUGAAAGCAUAAAGUUUUAUUUUAUUUUAUUUUUUUAUGGAUAACUGAUAAGUUAUUAUUACGAAUAUAUCGACGGGACGCAUUAUUAUAUUCGAGUUUCUUAAAAUUUUAAAGACCGUUCUGUGUUUUCAUCACGAAUGGACGAACGAAUGUAUAACGAUUUUGCAAGGGUACUAGAGAAUUUAUUUUAGACGUAUAACAUCCUAUAAUUAUUGGAAACUGGUACAGCGAGUUAUCCUGAACAUCUACGAUACUUCCUGUAUUCUCAGCCCUAUAAAGGAAUCGAUGAUCUCGUAUUCUGCUCUGGUACGUACCGUCACGGAAUUGAGCCGAUCUCUCAUAGUCCUUAAACAAUUCGGAAGCGAGUGUAAUCAAAGGAACGACUUCACGUUGAUCUAAAGCUCAGAGAUUAGAGCCAUUUCGAACGAGAUGGCAAACACAACUACAACGGCUCCGGCCGGUAAUCCGGAAAAGAAAGUCGAACCUGUCAAGGCAGAGGAAGCCAUUCCCUGGAAGUCGAUGAGUCUUCGCCAAAAAUGGUCUCUCUUAACGAGUAACAUCACAGUGGAACCCAUGAUAGCUUGUUACGUGAUACCCAGUAUGUUGGCUUCUCUAGCCACCCAAAAUCUCAAUUUGGAAAAAGCAUGCAGGGUGAACUUGGCCUAUUCGGAUGAAAUCUGUACGAAUUUAGCAGCAAGAAACACGUCGGGACUAGAAGCUGAAGAAACUGCCGUGCAACAGCUGGUUGCAGGCAUGCAAACGUGGAAAACGGCUUUACAGAGUGGUUUACCUAUCUUACUGAUUCUCUUUAUGGGCGCUUGGAGCGACAAAACCGGCUAUAGAAAACCCUGCAUGCUUUUACCGAUAGUCGGAGAGUUCCUCAGCAGCGUCAGUUUAAUAGCAUGCACAUAUUGGUUCUACGAGCUACCCAUGGAAGCUACCGGAGUAUUAGAAGCCCUAUGGCCGUCCUUGGCCGGUGGUUGGUUCACAAUGUUCAUGGGUGUAUUCAGUUACAUCGCAGACAUAACGUCGGUCGAAUCGAGAACACUCAGAAUAGGAGCGGCCAAUGUUUUCUUCUCUCUUGGCGUCCCGAUCGGUAUGGCCCUUUCCGGUGUUUUGUAUAUGAAGCUUGGGUUCUAUGGUGUCUUCAGUAUCUCUAUGAUGUGUUAUGUCAUGAGCUUCGUCUAUGGACUCGUCGUUAUUAAGGAACCCCCAAGACCUCCGUUAGCGAGAGAGAAAGAGAAACUUCCGGAGAAGAAGAUGUCUUUUCUUGCCUCGGCCAAGGACUUUUUUUCUUUGAAACAUAUCGAGGAGACCUUUAGCGUUGCCUUCAAAAAGGGUUCCAACAAUAGACAGAAAAGAGUCAUCAUGCUGAUGAUCAUUGUGAUGGUCGUCAUUGGACCAUUGUACGGUGAGAUGGCAGUACUAUAUCUUUACAUGAGAUAUCGAUACAAUUGGAACGAAGUUACAUUUAGCAUGUGGUCUACGUAUGGCAUGGUGACUAAUCUUAUUGGAACUGCACUAUCCGUUGGAGUUUUCAGUCAUAUACUCAAAGUGGACGAUGCCAUAGUAGGGAUUAUGAGUUGCAUGAGCAAAAUUUUAGCAAGUUUCGUAUAUGCCUUUGCAACAACCGAUUGGAUGAUUUAUUUGGGUGCUUUGGUAGAAAUAGUUAAUGGAACAUCGUUCAUUGCGAUGCGAUCUAUCGCUUCGAAACUAGUCCCAUCGGAUGAACUUGGCAAAGUAAAUUCGCUAUUUGGAGUUUCCGAGUCACUGAUGCCAUUGGUUUACGGGCCCAUGUAUAGUUCUAUUUACGCUGCGACCAUGAACACAUUUCCGGGAGCGUUUUUCAUCGUCGGUGGUUGUAUGACGAUACCAGCUGUUUUCGGUUUCUUAUGGCUUUACACGGAACACCGAAGAGACCGGCUUAUAAUCGAAAGAGAAACGAAGGCGAAAGGCAAUGAUGAGGAACAGGAUGAAAAGACGACGAAAGUGCUAAGUAUUAGUGAAAGAAAAGAAAGCUGUGCAGCGAACGGUAUUGAGAAUAUGGCUUUUGAAACGGAACACCUCUAACAAGAAUCACGUUAGUUGAACGAAGAUUUAUAUAAUGUCGAACGUAAUAUCAUACGUACUGUUAACCUACAAUCUGUGCAUACAGAUGUUUAUCUUACAACGGAUAAUAUUUAAAAAAUAUUGUCCUUGGAAAGAAGACGGAAGUGUAGGAGAAUAAACGAAAAACUCGAAAUAAAUUAUAAUUCGAGUAAGUCGCUUAAGUUAUCCAAGAAAAUGCGAUAGGAUGAAGCAGUAGGAAAAUCAAAAAGGUAAUUCAAGGUGUUACUAGUAAGAGAGAUGGCAAAGAAAUCGAAUGAAUCUCAUUUUGUUAAACUAACGCAUAUCUAUGUGCAAACUAAUACGUCCAGUAAAUGUUGUUAAUGACUAUGUCGAUGGACGUUUUUGUUAUAGUUUAUACACAAAUUUCUUUUAAAUAUUUAUAUCAAAUCUCCUCGUCGGACUUAUUUUUUUAAGAAUUUGAAAACGUUUUUUAUGCGUUAAGCGAGAUCGUUUGUAAUAUGUAAGUACUUGAAGUGACGCAUAGAAAAUUGAAAUGAUAAUUAUUAAUUAGAUUAUAAUUAAUAAUUAUGUUUACGAAAUUUUAAAUGUUUUCAAAUUAUAACAAUAGAAAUGAAUUGAAUAUUUAACUCGAUAAUUUAAUUCAACAUAAGUCCGAUUGUUCAUGAAAAUAUUUUAUGCAAAUUUCAAAAGAUAAUUUCCCAAAUACAUUAUUAGGACUCAUAUUUUGAUGACUUAAUUGUUACAAAAAAAAAGAAAAAAAUAAUAUACACUUAUGAAACACAAAUCUUUUUUUGUAUAUUAUUAAAAUACGAAGCCUUGAAAUUAUCGCUUCUGAAAAGAUUGUUACUUAGUCGGUUGUUAAUAUUCAAUAAUAGAUAAUAUUAGGUUUAUAGAUAUAAAGCAUUACGUUAAAUGCAUUUAUUAUCAUUUUAACAUUAUUCCUCUGUCAUUUCAUCGACUCUACCUCAAUAUUAGCGAGAAUUUGCACAGAAUGCUAUUAAAUAAGCCUAUUAGUGGUACGAAAAGUGAUAUCAGUGAGCUUUAAUUAAUGAAACAGAAGCUUCCACUAAUAAAUGUUAAAUGUGAUGGGUGAUAUUUAACCUCAGGGGUAGAGUGCCAAAAUCAAUGAUAAUAUACGUACGAUAAUGUUUGCUUUAGGAAUAAGAAUACUUUUAGAAAUAUUAAUCUAAUUAAUAAGAGUUUCAAGCCUAACAUUUUUAAUUUGAAAAAUAGUUAUAUAUAUAUCAGGAUAAUGUCAACGAGCUCUAUAUAUGAUGCGACAAAUACAGAUUUCUAAUUAUUAUGGAAAAAUUUAA
Molecule: messenger RNA, 3802 nt
Organism: Vespa velutina
Lineage: Eukaryota; Metazoa; Arthropoda; Insecta; Hymenoptera; Vespidae
Exons: 7
Coding region: 846-2486 (546 amino acids)
Biological process (GO): transmembrane transport
Cellular component (GO): membrane
Molecular function (GO): transmembrane transporter activity
Source: RefSeq, a predicted model, not a curated record